AUGGAGUCGGCGGCACACGUCCCCGCUGCGCCUCGUGUGGCGCUGACGCCCGCCGAUGUGAAGAAGUUAAUGGACGCGGCGCUGCGCAUGCAACGCGCAGGCCAGAAGAACCACCCAAAGUACCAGCAGAUCGUGACGCUGCUGCGGCAAUACCAACAGCUACAUCACACGCGCCAGCAGCAAAUGCAGACUCAGACGCUGCCGCUUCAACAUACUCAGAUGCAGCCUCAAACUCAGACACCUCCUUCCCAGUCCCUGGAUGUGGCUGCCAACCCGUUCAUGCAGCAGAAGACGGCCCUUUUCUCGGACAGGCAGCUCGAGUACCUUCACAACCAGAUUCGCGCUUACAAGGCCUUGUGUCACUCGAUGGACACAGCCAUUACACAGGCCAAGCAGCUUAGUGCGGCGGGUCUCAGUAAGCAGCCAACAAAUCCUACCAACGCAAUGAUGGGGGAGUCUAUGGGGACCAUACAGCCGCCCCCACCCUCUGCUGCGGACCCCCCAGUGCUGGAACUCAUGACUCCCAAGUGGACAAGAGCAGCUCGCAAUUUGCUGUUUAUUGGUCCGACCUAUUUGGACGGAGAUCUCAUUGGGAUCGAGGACAAGGGCAACUUGGCAUUUGGUCCCUUCAAUAUCUGCGCGCCUUGGCUUGGAACUAACGACGUGGCAUUGAAGAUGCGGUACCUGGACACACUGAAGCAGUUCUUGGCUUCAAGUCUGGACAAAUUGGAAAGUCAUACUGGAGAUUUAGACGAGAACGAGCAACGCACACUGAGAGAUCUGCGCUGUGUGUUGCUGCAGCAGAAGCUGCGGAGUCAUGUGGCAAAGACCCACAGUACCAGAUUGGCUCUGCUGGGAGAACCUUGUGCAGUGGACCGGAAAUCAUUCCGACGCCGUCGUCCAGUCUCACGUGUGGAGCUGCAGGGUGACGAGCGUGAGAAGCGCAAGAAGUCUGUGGCGAUGGAGAAGAAGCGGCGCGCAGACCAUCAAAUGUACUUGAAGGCUGUUCUCAACCAUUCGCGCGAGUUCUUUGCGUAUCACAAGAAUGUUAAGGCACAGGUGAGUAAGUCUGCAAAGGCUGUAAAGGGAUUCAUCGACCAACGUGCCUCCAAGGCUGAACGUGAAGAAGAUCGCCAGGAGAAGCUUCGUCUCAAGGCCUUGAAGGCCAAUGAUAUGGAAGCUUACGGAAAGUUGGUGGCAGAAGCGAAGAACGAGCGCCUGACAUACCUGCUGAGUCAGACAAACAGCUACCUGGACAGCAUUCGAAAGUUGGUGCGUCAACACAAAAAGAAACAUCACGUGGUGGACGAGUACACAGCGCAUUACGAUGCUCAUCAUGAUGGCAGUAAAGACACGAACGCUGACGACUUGGAUGACGAUCUGAACUACUUAGAGAUCGCGUCGAAAGGAGAACUGCCUCGACAGCCGCUCAUGUUGGUUGGUGGUGAUUUGAAGGAGUAUCAGCUGCGAGGCUUACAGUGGAUGGUGUCUCUGUAUGACAACCAUCUCAACGGCAUCUUGGCUGACGAAAUGGGUCUCGGGAAGACGAUCCAGUCUAUUUCGCUGCUCACGUACGUGACGGAGGUGAAACACAACCACGGCCCAUUCCUCGUGGUUGUGCCGCUGUCUACUUUGUCGAAUUGGGUGAACGAGUUUAAAAAGUGGGCACCUGAUCUCGUGCUUGUCGUGUACAAAGGCCCUCCACAGGUGCGCAAGGAGCUCCACAAGCAGGAAAUGGCGUCAUGCCAGUUUAAUGUGCUCCUGACAACAUACGAGUACAUUAUGAAGGACAAGCACGUGCUGCGUAAGUAUGACUGGCAGUACAUUAUCGUGGACGAAGGUCAUCGCAUGAAGAAUGCGCAGAGUAAGUUCGCCAUGACACUGGGAAGUAUGUACACAUCGCGCAACCGACUGCUGUUGACUGGCACACCGCUGCAGAAUAGCCUGCCUGAGCUGUGGGCGCUUCUGAAUUUUCUGCUGCCGACUAUUUUCGAGUCUGUGGACACGUUCGAGCAGUGGUUUAGUAAACCGUUUGCGCAGUUCUCGGGUAAUGGCGACUCGAAUGAGUUAUCGGAUGAGGAGCGGAUGCUGAUUAUCAAUCGACUGCAUCAGGUGCUGCGUCCAUUUUUGUUGCGACGUGUGAAGGCUUCUGUGCUAGAUCAGCUUCCUGACAAGGUGGAGAAGGUGCUGAAAUGUGAACUGUCAGGAUGGCAGAAGAUUAUGUACCGACGUAUCCAGGAAGGAGGAGCGCUGCUCAUGGAGACGACGGAUGACAGUGGUAAGAAGAAAGGAAAGGCCAAGUACACCUCCAAGGGUUUGUCGAACGUGUUGAUGCAGCUGCGUAAAGUAUGCAACCACCCAUACCUCUUCCAAACGAAUGGGUACCAGAUUGAUUUCGAUAUCGUACGGUCGUCCGGCAAGUUCGAGCUGCUAGACCGCAUGCUGCCGAAGCUGAAAGCUGCGGGUCAUCGAGUGCUGAUGUUCAGUCAAAUGACGCAACUGAUGCACGUUUUGGAGGACUAUUUCAACUAUCGUGGAUUCCGUUACCUUCGUCUGGAUGGGUCUACAAGUGCCGACGAACGUGAACAGCGAAUGUUCAUGUUCAACGCCUCAGACUCCCCAUUCUUCAUCUUCCUCCUGAGUACUCGCGCGGGUGGUCUCGGGCUGAAUCUUGCGACGGCGGAUACAGUCAUUAUCUUCGAUAGUGACUGGAAUCCCGCCAUGGACGCCCAGGCUCAGGACCGUGCGCAUCGAAUUGGGCAAAAGAAUGAGGUGCGCGUCUUCCGCCUCGUGACCAAUAGUCCCGUGGAAGAGAAGAUUCUGUCGCGUGCUACUGACAAGAUGAAUAUGAACAACCUUGUCGUGGAGGCAGGUAAAUUCAACAACAAGUCAAAAGAGGCAGAGCGACGUGCGAUGCUGGAGAGUCUCAUAAAGAUGGAACAGGAGGAGGCUGCCCAUGCUGCCCAUGGCGACGAUGAGUCGUCGAAUGUCUUACUGGAUGACGAGAUCAAUGAGAUGAUGGCUUUAACAGAUGAGGAGCUGGCCUUGUAUCAUCGUCUGGAUGAUGAGCGCAAGGCUCGCGAAUCGAAGGAAUGGGGAGAAUAUUGCAAGCAGUACAACGUCCCAUACUCUCCUCGCUCUCGACUUAUGGCAGAGAAGGACGCCCCAGCCUGGCUACGCGAAGCCAACGACGUUAUGGAGCACGAUAUCGCCACCGGAAAGCACGACAAGGACGCUUGGAACUUUGAUAUGGAAGCCGUCGCAGGCAAACCUCGCAAGCGCAAGGAAAUGUCGUAUCGUGACCAGUUCACAGAUGCAGAGUUUGUCAAAAUGUGUGAGGAUGGGAUUGAUGAAAACGAGAUGAAGGCGGCAGCCGCAAAGAGUCCAAAGGAAUGCAAGCAAGGCAAACGGAAGCGAGACGAAGACGAAGAAUUUGUGGACCCUAAUUCCAUUGAAGGCGAUGAUAAUCCAAACGAUGACGAUGCUGGUAGACGCGAACGCAAGAUGCUUUGCUACUACUACAAGAAGGUUUACGACGCUGUUAUUAAGCUUAAGGACCCAACAGGGCGUCUUCGUUCCGAGCUGUACAUGGAGAAACCAUCCGCUGUGGACUACCCUGACUACUACACGAUCGUAAAAGAGCCAAUGGACUUGACAACCAUGAAGGAGCGGCUAGACAUGUACUACUACGCGUCCCACGACCAGUUUGAGCGGGAUUUUAAUCUCAUGGUGGGUAACGCGCAGUUGUACAACCAUCCAGAGUCGCUGGUAGUGUUUGAUGCACUCGAGAUCGACAAGUGCGUCAAGACCAAGAUGAAACCUCUACACCUUAAGACAAUGGAGCAGAUCGCAGCAGCUUACGAGAAGGCCAAGAAAGACCAUAAGCGUCGCUCCAAGAACCGCAAAGACAAGAAGAGGCGUCACCACUAA
Phytophthora infestans T30-4 is the source of this 3930-nucleotide messenger RNA. RefSeq names its product chromatin structure-remodeling complex subunit snf21-like protein. The transcript has a single exon. Gene Ontology annotation, biological process: positive regulation of transcription by RNA polymerase II. Lineage: Eukaryota; Oomycota; Peronosporomycetes; Peronosporales; Peronosporaceae. The coding region runs from base 1 to 3930 and encodes 1309 amino acids. Gene Ontology annotation, molecular function: histone binding; DNA binding; ATP binding. Gene Ontology annotation, cellular component: nucleus. The record is from RefSeq and is a predicted model, not a curated record.